AUGAUUCCAAAUUGCACCCUUUUUUUCAGGACAACUUCAAUCUACUGUUUUAUCGUGCAACACAAGCACUUAAGGAAGACAACAACAUUAGAAAAAUCAAUGCUUUGCUUACAUUAUGUGCAAUGGUGCGAGGCAUAUUUAGAAAGAGCCAAGGCAAUUAUGGCUUUGAUGUCAUUAAUCUGCUCAUAGGAUUUGAUUCAGCUGAAUCUGUCAUGCAGUCCUUAAUAGAGAGCAUCAACAUGUUCCUCACUGGAGAUUGUCCUACAGGCUUGAAGAAAUUAGCCCUGAAGUUUAUGCUUGUCCUAGUGACGGCAACAGACAAUAUAAGCCAGAACACGAUGCUGGAGUAUGUUCUCAUCAACAGUGUAUUUGAGUCUCUGUUACAGAUUCUAGGAAACCGUAACUUGAGGCCAGUGCUUGGACAAGAUGCUGUGCUGUUGCUGACCUUGCUUGUGCAAUAUAGGAAAUAUGAGUCGGCUAAUCCAUAUGUGGUUAAACUAUCUAUACUGGAUGAUGAACUUGCUCUGACGGGUUAUGCACAGAUUGUCUCCCAGCUGCUGUCAGAGUUUAACAAUGACUAUGUGAAUCAGUGUGAGGAGCCUUCAACAGGAUGGUUCUCUGCCCUAGCAAGUGUG
Molecule: messenger RNA, 635 nt
Organism: Candidula unifasciata
Lineage: Eukaryota; Metazoa; Mollusca; Gastropoda; Stylommatophora; Geomitridae
Source: the annotation of a GenBank genome assembly